GAGACUGAAAAAUAGUAAGCCAUUCUAUGUACUAUGACUAAGCGUGUCCUCAGUUGGGUAGUGUGGUGUUUCUGCUGCAUUCCAUGCAGAGAUUUGUAACUCAGUGAAGUCCAUCGCCUGCAAAAUGUCCCCUGCUUCGCCCACGGAUCUGCGACCGGGUACCCUACGCGAGCGUUCUGGAUCUUCGAGCGUGAAUAUCAAGCGCGUGAGCACUAAGCCUGCAGAGAUGACUGGCCGCAAGGCGUCACUUUCGGCAUCCUCCUUCGAACGAAGAGCGCGCAGUCCGUCACUCGGUCCCGCCAUUUCUGCAAGCCUUUCCCGCAGUCGGCAGAAGCUGCAGACAAGAGCGGACGCGCCUCCGGGAUCGGCAGCGUCGUUCAAGCAGAAGAAUCGGUUCAGGAGCUUAUCUGGUGUCGGGUCGGGCGGAGGGACUGGAAAAGCCAGUAAACAGAAGUCUCCGCGGGUUGCGGUUCUCACGCGGCCCGAGUGGAAUGCCGACUUCGGCGCAACAUCUCUGUUUGAUUCCGCGGAUCGACGGAUUCACAAACCCGGCCGUUCGGCACCUGAGCGCUUCCAGAGCAGCGUGGACGAAAAAUUGCGCCUAUUGCGAAAGGUGGACGGCGUGGGAAGCCCGCCUGCGAAAACUGCCGCGAAGACAAAGAACAACUCAGGGAGUUCGUCGCAAGAAGGUAGACCUCACAGCGCACUGGGUGGAAUCACGGUGGCCGGAAAGCCACUUGACUUUUUCCUGCAGCCUCGAGGCGGCAGCCCCGAGCCAGGAACCGAUGGUGCUGGGGCCGCGUCAAAGGCAGUUGGGAAGACAACUUCGGGAAGGAACAGCCGCUUAUCUAAAGACAGCACGUCGUCGUCGUCGUCGUUUUCACUUCAGUAUCAGCCGCCGCAACGCAGCGGCCGCACGUCGGUGGACAAGCUGCGCAGCAUGUCGGCUGCGGGUGGCAAUACUACAACAUCUGCAAGAAUUUUGAAAAGUGCACUAGGGCAAGCGCGGGGCAUACUGAAGAAUGCACUGAAGAAGCGGCAUGCAGACAACCGCAACCCAGAAAGCGCUGAAGCAGAUCCAACGGACUCCACAACUCGUGCGCUCAAGACUGCCGGUCUUGACGCUAACAUUGUGGGAGGUGUAGCUCCGACAACCACUUCCAGCAAGUCGUCGAUGGAAGGCGGUGAACCCAUGGAUCGCGAAAAGCUUAUUGCUUCAGGGAAGAGAAUCCUGGCGGCCAUGGAGAAGCAAGCUUCGUCAGGUAUUGGUAAACCGAUUGGGUUGCAGGCGAUGACAAGCGCUUCGCCAGCGUCGCCACGCUACUCCUCGCGGAAUUUUCGUUCGGUGCUGGGAGGAGAAACACCUUCUGUUGAGGAGUGCCACGAAAUCGAAAGAGCGCAACGCGCAGCAGCUGUAGCAGCUUCAUCCUCCGAGGGCGGGCAGUCGCAACGAGGCCCGGCAGCCGCGACGCUGCACGUAGAGCGAGGUCCUCUGGUUUUCGUCGGUCAAGGUAGUGUCGGGGGUGCGAGCACGCCGCGAGAGCGGAGUGCGUCGCCCCUAGGCGCUUCCGCAGGAAGCAGCGCCACAACUGGUGGACUUAAUGUGCACGAUAUUCAGCGUGCGCUAGGAGAACACCCAGAUGUAAUCGACUUGUCAGAGGUACGACGGCGUGCACAAGAAGCUCACCUGGCGAUGGCGGGUGCAAGCGACGAGCAACGAUUUGCUGCGCAGUCCGUAGCGCCAGUUGAACCGACUGUGACUUCGUUGGCGGAACUUCGCAAGGAGGUUGCGGUGCGUUCUCACAACUUGGAGCUCGACCGGUUACAGGAGCGCAACCGAAACCUUCAGAAAAUGUUCAAUGCGGGGCUGGAGCGUGAGCUAUCGGAUGCGUCACGCGCUUUCGGCGACGCGAAGGAGGCUGCCGUAGCUGCCGUGACUCCGGCACAGCGGCGCCUGAACGAAGUGCAAGCGCGUAUCCAGUCCGAGCACGCUGGUCGGCCGCUGCCUGACGGAGUGCUCUUGACUCACCCGCCGUUGCGCUCGGACGGUCCGCCAGGUGGUCCAGGUGGUCUUCUCAGUUCGAAAAUCGCCUCUGUAUUUCGUGGAAGUCGUCUUGGUGGACCCUCUUCGAGUAAGACCAGUCCGACGUCUCCGCGGGCCGAUGAUACCGCGCUAAUGUCUUCCUUAGCGAGAGCCCGCUCCUCCGCAGCGUCGCGACGGACCAGCAAGGACAACAAGGGCUCCGCAGGGUGUGGUGUCGCGGCUGAGUCCAAGAAGGGGAAGGGGUGGAGCGGUCAGACUGGUGCAGCAUCGAAGCGAAAAGCCUCGCCGACUGGCAACACUCCUUCCGAACGCGCCAUGCGCAAAGAGCUGAACAAGAUCCUCGACGAAGAGGAUGUGCGAAUUCCGAAGAUGAUGGGAAAGAUAGAGCAGGAGAACGAAGCGGCUGCCAAGAAGACCAGCGCAUCGGCAGAUUAUUUCCAGGUUUUGAAAUCUACGCAAGCUGAGGAAGACCGCGUGAUGCGAGAGCGCGUGCAGCACGAAACAAGGCUGGAUCGGCUCGAGAGGGAUUUGCACAGGAAGUAUCACCUUACUGGGGGAGCACUUGAUCCUCAGGCGCGGAAGUACCAGGCCGCGCAGGAGCUUCUGCGAGCACCAGUGAAGAUUACGAUGCGAUUGUAACCAUGCGGUUGUCCUAGAAUCAUGAUCAUGAGGAAACAAAAGACUUGGCAAUUUCAUCUAAGGUGUACCGGUGAUUUUCCAUCAUAUGGAGGAUUUUUGAGAAGGUGAUGUGAUUUAGAUUAUCUGGAAAAGACGAGGAUUUUGAUGUGGACUUACACUUGCCAGCUAGAUUUUAGUUUCAAGAUUAAGAAGUGGAAUCGCGUGUCCACCACAUCUUUCAUUUUGUGCUUUGCUGAAGUGAAAGAGGAGGCUCGGCAGAAAUUGGACGCGGAGGGACCCGAGGAGCGGUUCAGCGAUUUGCCUCCCGGCUACGUUCUACGAGAUUUACGGGCACCCACUUCCGCUGCGCUUAGCAUGCAAGAACUCGCGCUUUUGUCGCCUUCGCAGCGCGGCGACGUGACAAUGCGCGAUGAAGGAGGUGCGGACGAGGAUACGAUGAACAACUUCGGCAAGGACAAGCUUCAGGACGUCUUCUCCGACGAGCAGCAGCUGUGCGGCACGAGUUCUCUGAGCAAAGCUGGCCUGCAGCAGCGGGAAAGGCCACUGCGAGACGCCUAUGUGGUGUUGCGCCAGCUCCCGAUGAUUUCAGAUGCAGUGUACCGAGAGCUGGAGAAUUACCGCUACAACUUCAAACGGCAUAUGCAGAUUGCAAGGGAAAUGCCAUUACAGCACAAGGGAACAAGUUGGGAAUUGUGGGCUUCACUUGCGGAUGACAUCGUCCGGGACACUAUUCUCUUGGUCGUAGAGGAAUUAGACGGCUGCCUAGACCACGAAAUCCAAGUGAUGAUAUCUUCCGAAACGAAUGGCGUUGUACAGUAA
This is a messenger RNA of Amoebophrya sp. A25, 3502 nucleotides long. The record is from the annotation of a GenBank genome assembly. NCBI's taxonomy places the organism in Eukaryota, Dinophyceae, Syndiniales, Amoebophryaceae.